AUGUCAGCAGGACUACAAAAAUGGGCCUGUGAUCUCACACUGGAUCCAAACACAGCACACACUCGUCUCUUCCUGUCUGAUGAGAAGAGGAAGAUAAUGCUUGUGUAUGAGCAUCAGCCGUAUCCUGAUCAUCCAGAGAGAUUUGAGUUCUGUGAUCAGGUUCUGUGUGUUGAGAGUCUGACUGGACGCCAUUACUGGGAGGCUGAAUGGAGUGGGAGGUUUGCUAUUAUAGCAGUGUCAUAUAAAGGAAUCAGCAGGAAAGAACGUAAAGCUUGUUGGUUUGGAUACAAUGAUAAAUCCUGGAGUCUGUGGUACUUUGAUGACAGAUUCACUAUCCGUCACAAUAAUAAGAAAACUUACAUACCUGCCCCUUCAUCCUCUACUAGAGCCGGAGUGUAUGUGGACUGGUCUGCUGGCACUCUGUCCUUCUACAGCAUCUCUGACACACACACACUCACACACUUACACACAUUCAACACCACAUUCACCGAACCCCUUUAUGCUGGAUUUGGGGUUCAUUAUGAUUCUUCACUGUCUCUGUGUCAGAUUUGAGUACACACAUUGUUGGGACUGAUGUGGUUUACUUGUGGGUGUGACACUAAGCCAACAGUUGGCUGUCUGGCAACAAAAGGCCAUC
Sinocyclocheilus grahami is the source of this 637-nucleotide messenger RNA. RefSeq names its product stonustoxin subunit beta-like. The coding region runs from base 1 to 552 and encodes 183 amino acids. Gene Ontology annotation, molecular function: protein binding. Lineage: Eukaryota; Metazoa; Chordata; Actinopteri; Cypriniformes; Cyprinidae. The record is from RefSeq and is a predicted model, not a curated record. The transcript is spliced from 2 exons.